AUGGGGAACAUCUGGGUGAUUGUGGGGAGCAUCCCACAUGAUGGCGGACGGCCCAAACUCCAGCAUGCCCUCGGAAAAGACGGGUUUGACCUCGUCUGCAGCUGCCAGGCCUGCAGAGAGUGGACAGGCCAGGAGCUGCGGGCGCUGGACAUGAGCAGCGCGUUAGAUGGAAGUCAGAGCACAGCCAACGAUUCGACGUGUCGGCUACCAGCAAGUGACAACGGCUUUUGGGAGGCUGAGGAGAAACCAGUGCCAUGA
Messenger RNA from Knipowitschia caucasica, 258 nucleotides. NCBI's taxonomy places the organism in Eukaryota, Metazoa, Chordata, Actinopteri, Gobiiformes, Gobiidae. The record is from the annotation of a GenBank genome assembly.